GUCACCUUAAAACACAGAAACUGACUUCAGCAACUUCUCAUAUACCCUAUGGUCAUCUUCAUGUUUUAAAGUAAUCAGAGAAGUCUGAAUCUUCAACUCUAAGUGCUCUAAACCAGACAACAACAUGGCAGGAGCUUCAGUUCUUCCUCCGGCAGAGGUGUUACUGUUGAAGCGCGUACAAGAAAUGGCGCUCAACGGUGAGCAACCGCCGGCACCAUAUGUUUCCAGAUAUGAUUACGAUGCCACUGAAGACGAUUCUUCAACCGUAUCUGCGAUACCCAUAAUUGAUUUGGGAAUCCUCUCAAGUUCAGAAGCAUCCACCGAAGAAUAUGAAGAGGAAUUGAUGAAACUUAAAUCAGCACUUCAAUCAUGGGGCUGCUUUCAGGCAAUAGGCCAUGGGAUUUCAAGUUCAUUCUUGGACAAGAUAAUUCAAGUUGCUAGGGAGUUCUUUGAACAGCCAAUGGAAGAGAAGAAGAAAUACUCAAAAACUGUCGUGGAGUUUGAAGGGUAUGGGGCAGACCCUGUCCCAGAAGAAGGUCAAUCUCUUGACUGGUCCGAUCGUUUGUUUCUUAGUGUGGACCCUAAAGAUCUUCAAAAGUUCGAAUUCUGGCCAGAAAGUCCGGCUUGCUUCAGAGAAGUCUUGAAAGAAUACACAGAGAAGACGAAGAUGUUAACGGAGCUCACUUCCAAAGCAAUGGCAAAGUCACUGAAUCUGGACGAAAACUGUUUCCUGAAUCAGUUUGGUGAACGGUCAAUUCUGCAAGCAAGGUUUAACUACUACUCGAAAUGCCAGAGACCUGAUCUCAUUCUGGGCUUAAAACCCCAUGCCGAUGGAUCCGGGUACACUUCUAUUUUGCAAGAUGAAGUUGGUCUUCAAGUAUUCAAAGAGGAUAAGUGGCAUACAGUCCCCACAGUUCCUCACGCCAUCCUCAUUCUCAUGGGUGACCAAAUGGAGAUAAUUACAAACGGAGUGUUCAAGAGUCCCGUGCAUAGGGUGCUGAGUAACUCAGAGAGAGACAGAAUCUCCAUAGCUAUGUUCUAUACACCUGAAAAGGGAAAAGAGAUUGGACCGGAGGAAGGCUUGGUUGACGGUGAAAGACCAAGGUUGUUCAAGAAAGUGAAGGAUUAUGCAGACAUCCACUAUGGAUAUUACCAGAGAGGAAUGAGAGCACUCCAUACAGCAGAAGCUUAAAUCUAUAUAUGUUAUCAUGAUGUGUUUUUGCUUUGUACAAAAGAACUAAAGAAACCUGUCUUAAGUACUUCCUGGUCCUGUUUUUAGGGAGACCUUUUGCUCCCUCUUUUUCUCCCCCCAUUCCCUCCUGUGUAUGGUUAUGGAAAAGUACUGAAACUUGUGUCGGUGUGUUGAGAUGUGAUACUACCAGUUUCUAAUGGAGUGAAGAUCUUUUAAGCUCAAUUUGAAUGACAAAGAUCUUGAGAGAAAUAAGAAUUUCAUUCUG
Messenger RNA from Rhododendron vialii, 1457 nucleotides. Its product is annotated as protein SRG1-like. The record is from RefSeq and is a predicted model, not a curated record. The transcript has 4 exons. NCBI's taxonomy places the organism in Eukaryota, Viridiplantae, Streptophyta, Magnoliopsida, Ericales, Ericaceae. Bases 125 to 1192 code for a protein of 355 amino acids.